Messenger RNA from Colossoma macropomum (tambaqui), 4424 nucleotides. RefSeq names its product RNA binding motif protein 47 (gene rbm47). Gene Ontology annotation, cellular component: nucleus. Gene Ontology annotation, molecular function: mRNA binding. The transcript has 6 exons. The coding region runs from base 265 to 2064 and encodes 599 amino acids. Lineage: Eukaryota; Metazoa; Chordata; Actinopteri; Characiformes; Serrasalmidae. The record is from RefSeq and is a predicted model, not a curated record.
CCUCCUACACACACUCACACACUUCACUCCACUGCUUCGCCUGCCACUGAAGUGUGUCUGUGUAUGUGUUUUAGAGAGAGAGAGAGAGAGAGAGAGAGAGUGGGUGAGUGUUCAGGUGAGAAAGGUAGAGCGGUGUGUUGGUGUGUGUGUGUGUGAGGUUGGUGUCACAACACACUCGCACUGACCGCAGAAUUAGCUGGACACACAGACACCAGGGUCAUCCGAGGAGGCAGACUCCAGUUCUGAUUGGAAGCUUGUGUCAGAAUGACAGCGGAAGACUCCGCCUCUGCCGUCACCAUGAGCAACUCCAGCCCCUCUUCAAAUUCUAAGCCAGCACCCAAUCACUCAGGCCACCAUGGUUCCAUCCCGGAGGGUGUGGCCGGAGCCCCAAACGAAGGCGCUUUGUUGGCCCUGAUGGAGCGGACUGGCUACCGGAUGGUGCAAGAAAAUGGACAGCGGAAAUACGGCCCACCUCCUAGCUGGCAAGGCCCCUCCCCUCCACGCGGAUGCGAGAUCUUCGUGGGCAAGAUCCCUCGUGACGUCUAUGAGGAUGAGCUGGUGCCUGUUUUUGAGACAGUGGGGCGAAUCUACGAGAUGCGUCUGAUGAUGGACUUUGACGGGAAGAACCGUGGCUACGCCUUUGUCAUGUACACACAGAAGCACGAAGCCAAGCGUGCUGUCCGAGAGCUGAACAAUUAUGAAGUGCGCCCGGGACGGUUGCUGGGCGUCUGCUCCAGUGUUGACAACUGCCGCCUGUUUAUAGGUGGGAUCCCCAAGACAAAGAAACGGGAGGAAAUCCUGGAGGAGGUCUCUAAAGUGACGGAAGGUGUGCUCGAUGUGAUCGUGUAUGCGAGUGCGGCAGAUAAAAUGAAGAACCGUGGCUUUGCUUUCGUAGAGUACGAAUCUCAUCGUGCAGCUGCGAUGGCCAGGAGGAAACUCAUGCCUGGACGCAUUCAGCUCUGGGGACACCAGAUUGCGGUUGACUGGGCCGAACCAGAAAUUGACGUUGACGAGGACAUCAUGGAAACAGUGAAGAUCCUGUAUGUGCGUAAUCUGAUGAUUGAGACUAGUGAGGAGAUGCUCCGUCAGACCUUCAGCCAGUUCAACCCAGGCUGUGUAGAACGCGUAAAGAAAAUCCGCGACUAUGCCUUCGUUCACUUCACCAGCAGGGAGGACGCCGUGGUCGCCAUGGACAACCUGAACGGAACGGAGAUCGAGGGUUCGUGCAUCGAGGUGACGCUGGCCAAGCCGGUGGAUAAAGAGCAAUACACUCGCUAUCAGAAGGCAUCCAAGGGAACCGCGGCCCUGGCCAGUGGCGACAGCACACAGCAGAAUUACGUAUAUCAGUGCGAUCCCUACACACUCGCUUACUAUGGCUACCCUUACAAUACUCUCAUCGGACCCAAUCGUGACUACUUCAUUAAAGCAGGUACUGUAAGAGGCCGUGGCCGAGCCGGAGCCGGUAACAGGGGCCCAGGGCCCCGUGGCUCAUACCUUGGCGGUUACUCAGCCGGCCGAGGCAUUUACAGCCGCUACCAUGAAGGAAAGACCAAGUUGCCGGACAAACCUUAUGAGCUCAUGCCCAGUCUGGAGCUGGCAGCUGUUAACCCAGUGGGCAUUAAGCCUGGCACAAUGGCUCUGCCAGCUCUAGGUACACAGUACCCUGCUGUAUUCUCUGCUGCUCCUGCUGCUACUAAGCUGGUGGAAGAAGGGAAGAUGCACCCAGUGAACCCACUGGCCCUCCAGCAUGACCCUACAGCUGCUACUGCCACUGCUGCUGUCAUCCCUGCAGUCUCCACGCCUCCACCCUUUCAGGGUCGUCCGAUCACUCCUGUGUACGCGAUGGCUCCUAACGUCCAGCGGAUCCCAGCGGCAGCUGCCAGUCUGUAUGGUGCUGGCUACAUGCCCAUUGCCACCCAUGCUAACACGGCCACCCUUGCAGCGCUGCAGAAGAAUGCAGCCGUGGCAGCAGCUUACGGAGGCUAUGCCGGGUACGUGCCCCAGGCCUUCCCUGCUGCCGCCACCUUCCAGAUGCCUAUUCAUGACAUAUACCAGACCUACUGAGAUUACCCACCAUUGACCUUUGACGUGCGUCAGUCCCACUAAGCAAAACAACCCAAAACUGCUGAGCUACACCUUCUUAUGAUGUACAUGAAGUCUACUGACCAACCGCCUGCUAAAAAAGGCCAAAGACCUAUUUCAAAUGACCCAAAAAAGUAAUCCAAACCAACAACUACCCAAGAUAGCUGUCCCCUAUGACCACAUAUUGCACAGAUGAAAAAGUGAGGCAACCAGACCUACUAGCCUACAUUUUUAAGCCCAGAGGUUUUGGCUAUGUUCUUGCACUCUGUCAGACCUACUGACCUAUCUUCAUCUACUGACACAUUGCUUACUCCAGGCAUCACUGCAAAAAGCACUGACCUAGACUUCCGUAACACUGGACUGGCUGGCCUAGAGCUACAUCAAACAUGAAUUACUGUAUCUUAUUUGUAGUCCAACCUAUGACUGACUAUCCUCAGACCGAAACUAACUGACCCAGACUGGAAGCACAAGUGUGGCCUGCUGAUAUCAGUGUGAGUGCUACUAAUGUUCGUCUCUCUGAAGGACACCCUCAUUCCUUUUGUGAUACCUCCUGAAGCAUCUCAUCUCCUACAAUGUGACCAGUGUCCAGCCCCCCUUUCCCUCCUGCCAUAUCCAUUACUCUACAAACAAAGAGCCAAAGUUUAUCACUCCUUCUGUGGUUCCAAAAUUACAUCUCAGACAGAGUGAAGCAAAUCUAACCAAUAUUUUUCCUGGAACAAUUAAUCCGGUCUGAUUCUGCAAAUCUUAGCAAGCUUAGCUAGCUUGUUCAGCCUGGUUGUCUUCUAGUGCUCAAGAAAAGCUUGGGCCUACGAUAAGUGUAAGAAUGUCAAAGAAAAGAGGCAUGACUAGUCUUUCAUGCAAAUAGUUGGUGAGAAAUAUUGAGUGCUAAAACCAGCAGAAUCAAACAUACUGACACUCCAGCUACCACUAGACAUUCUGAACCUUCUUGAAUUUUGAGGGUCAUAGUUGCCCCAACACUCCUCCAGGUGUCACUUGUCAGUCUCCAAGAAGAAUACUGAAGGAACGUUCUUAUAUUUAUGAACCUCACAUACAAAAAUACAGCUUUUUUAAUUUCUCUAUACGCCAUUUUUUCUGAGGAAAAAAAAAAUUGCUAAAAAACAAUCAAUUAAAAUGAGCAAAAUAAAGAAAAAAAAUAAGUUACAACUUAACUGCUGAGCAGAAACCUAAACAACCACUGAAGAAAGACAAUUCAAAGUAUUGCACGAGUUUUUAAUACACAAAUGGGACUCGUUUUCUUGAAGUUGCCACCAUCUGCUGUAUAGGUUGUCUGACUAUGAGUCUAAAUGAUAACACCUAAAUAACCACUUCAGACCUUUUUAUUCUUUUACGGUUUGUUGCGUAUUUGUUAUUGACUAUUGCUUGUAACUUUGCUGUUUAGUUCACUGUUAUUUGAAGGUUUUGAGACAAAUGUUUUAAUGUAUGGACUAUUUUGACAUGUCAGACUUAUUUUCUUGUAAAAUUCGAAAAGAGAAAAAAUGAAAACGCAACACGGGAACACAGACGAUAAACAGCCAUUACAUUUAUAACACAUAUACACUCAAUAGCUAAAUAUGUAGAGCAUGUUAACUCUCAGAAGCGGGAUGCAAUACCUCCAUUGACGAAAGUAUUUUCAAAGACGUGUUCUGUUUUCUAAGAGUUUUUUUUUGUGUUGGAUUGCUGUCCAAGAAUGGAGAACUUUUAGGACCAACACUGCGUUUUGUGUUGGUGGGGUAGCUCUUCCGUGAUAUUGCAUUGUGAAUGUACUGACUAGACUGAAGAAAGUAGAGUUUUUUUUUUUUUAAAUAGGUGGCAGUUCAAUAAUAACUGCCAUUAUGUGCCAUUGGGUUUGUGUCCAGACUACCAGCUGACUGUGGCCAAAUUUGACCUUGUCUGAGCACUUUUUGUGUUUAGACUACUGUGACUAUCCAGUCUUAAUCUCCAAAUUUAGACUAUUUAUCUUUUGUGAAACUGUAAAAAAGUGCCACUGAACUCCAUUUUAUUGGCUCAUCUGCAAAACAUACACUUGAAACACUGUCCAUUUGAUAGAAGAAUGUUUAUAUUGUUUAUUUUGCUUAUUUACGUUAGCUUAUUUUAUGCGUAUUUUCUGAAUUGAACAAAUAUGACCAAGAUUUUUUUCCCACCAUUCUUGUCAUAGUAUGUUCUAUGUAUGACUGUCCGUCCAUGUUUUUUUUUCCUUUUUCUUUGUGUGUUUUUCUCCACAUAGUACCAUGUGUAGUGGAUUUUUUUGACAUUGUAGUAAAGUGCACUUAAACAUAUAUUAGAGUGGGAGAGCUGCAUGGACCUUGUAAACACAAUUAAAAUGCAAGUGUCUUGUAAGUUCA